UAGCUGUUACCGGGAAGAGUCCUUUCGUCUGAUACAAUUCCUCGGCGUAAACGGGCGGCUAGUUGCUGCUUCGAGAGCCCGACAUUCUCUGAGAAGGACCGACAUGACGCUGCUAGACGAGCGGAUCUCGUCGCUGUUCAAAAUCCACUGGCGAAUAACUCUCACCUACUGGAGUGCGUUGUUCAGCUUCGGCCUGUGCAUCGCCUUUCUGGGACCAACCGUCCUGGACCUGAGGUGUCAGACCCAGUCCACGCUGCAGCAGAUCACCUGGGUCUUCUUCUCCCAACAGUUGUUCCUGAUGGUGGGCAGCAUCCUGGGAGGACUCUUCAAGAAGACACUCCCGUGCUCGCUCUUAGCCCUCUUCUGCUGCACUCUCAUCAUCUCGUUUGUGUUUGCUGUCAUACCUCUCUGUAACCAUGUGUUACUGCUGUCUGUCGCCAUGGCGAUCGCUGGCUUAGCCAUGGGAGUGAUUGACACGCUUGCCUGCCUCCAGCUGGUGAAGCUGUACCAGAAGGACUCUGCCAUGUUCCUCCAGGCCCUGCAUUUCUUCAGCGGCCUGGGAGCUCUUGUCAGCCCCCUGGUGGCCGAUCCUUUUCUGGCAGAGGACAGCUGUGUCCUGGGUGCCAACUGGACCGCCAACUCAUCCUCUCCCUCAGAUCUACAGCACCUGCGCAGCAGCAUGGCCGGGCACGGAGCAACUAUAGGCAACGUCUCCCAGUAUCCUCUGCAUACCGAAGGUGUAGUUGUCACCCAGGUGUCGUUCGCUUUUUGGAUCAUGGCUCUUAUCAAUCUCCCAGUACCAGCAGCAGUUCUCGCUUUGAUGUACCACGAGAGACUGCUGCCUUACACUGGCAAAAGUCCACGUCUUAUCGACAGAGACUCUCUGUCCAGCACCAGCCCCCCCGAAGACAAUGUUCACGGGAGUUGGUUUGCAUGCUGUAACCCUGCCAAAUUCCGGGACCGUCCUGCUUCGUUCUUCAUUCUCCACGCACUGGGUGGGGCCAUCCUCUUCAUCACUGAUGGGAUAAUAGGCUCCUAUGCUGGCUUUGUCUACACCUACGCAGUGUCCCCUCCUUUGCUGAUGGGUCAUAAGACCGCUGGCUGUCUGGACAGUACAUUCUGGGCCUCCAUCACAGUAGGAAGACUGGCUUUCAUCUACCUGUCUUACAGAUACACAGCACCAAGGCUGCUCACCUUCAGUCUGCUGGGAGUCAUAUUAGUGCAGUGCCUGUUGUUGAUCUUCUACACGAGCUGUGUGUUUCUCUUCAUCGGUACCUGCGUUUUGGGACUAUGCAUUAGUAGCGUGUUCCCAUCUGUGCUGGCCUUUACAGAGGACAUGCUAAACUACAAAGGUUGUGCCACAACUGUCCUGGUGACCAGUGCCAGCACAGGAGAGAUGUUGAUGCAGCUGCUUGUUGGAUUGGUAAUCCACAGUCAGGGCAGUUACACUUUCCUGUUGUGUUGUACGAUAUCAUCCUUCAUUGCCUUUACUCUGUUCUUGCUCCUUCUCUUUGUACGGCACAUCCACAGAAACUGCAUUACAGAUUCGUCUCAAAGCACGGACAUGAAGGAGAAACCUCGGACGGGGGGUUCUUGAUGCAAGAGAUUCCCCCGAGAGACAGAGGGUGGAGACCAGAGGAGAGGAAUGGCCGAGCAGCUCUGCUGUGGACGAUGGAGAGGGAGCCAAGGAACCAGAGCAUCAUCCCGCUCAUUUCUUCACCUCAAGCCUGACGAUCAACGAGCAGCUCGCUGGAUGGGCUAGUUCUCCACAUUUUUAUUUUUUCAAUUUUCAAUUAUUUGAUUCAAUAAUGCACAUGUCAUUUUUUGGCAAUUUUGAAUUACGAACGCUGGAAGUCUGUCUUCGGCUCCUAUGAUUAGUCUAGAAUAACUUUCAAUAUAUCUUCAAAAUUUGAGUUCUUACUCUAUUUCCACUGAAGUCCUCUUCUCUUCGCUCGCCCUGCGGAGCAGAUAAAUGCUACUUUCUUGCCUUACUGAACACAGAAAAAAUGGCAUCAACUUAGUGUGGCUAAUCAUUGACAUACUCCAGAUAAUGCAAAAAACAAAAAAGUAUAUGGUAUACAGAAAACAAUGUUUGUGUUGAUAUUUGUCUGGUGAUUUGUGCGUCAAUAAACAAAGCUUUAAAAAUGCGCCACUAUGUGAAUAAACUGGAAUCU
Molecule: messenger RNA, 2174 nt
Organism: Pungitius pungitius (ninespine stickleback)
Lineage: Eukaryota; Metazoa; Chordata; Actinopteri; Perciformes; Gasterosteidae
Gene: slc60a1a
Product: major facilitator superfamily domain containing 4Aa
Exons: 10
Coding region: 104-1597 (497 amino acids)
Source: RefSeq, a predicted model, not a curated record